GACCCUGUUGGGAAGCCAUGGCCAAGAGCUGCUCAUAGAAGGUCUGGUGUGUAUGAAAUCCAGCACCUCUGUCGUGGAACUGGUCAUGUUGCUCUGCUCUCAGGAGUGGCAGAACUCGAUCCAGAAAAAUGCAGGCCUUGCCUUCAUUGAGCUCAUCAAUGAGGGAAGAUUGCUGUGUCAUGCUAUGAAGGACCACAUCGUGCGUGUUGCCAACGAGGCAGAGUUCAUCCUCAACAGACAGAGAGCAGAAGACGUCCAUAAACACGCUGAGUUUGAGUCCAACUGUGCCCAGUACGCUGCUGAUCGGAGGGAGGAGGAGAAGAUGUGUGAUCACCUGAUCAGCGCUGCCAAACACAGAGACCAUGUAACUGCCAACCAGCUCAAACAGAAGAUCCUCAACAUCCUCACCAAUAAGCAUGGAGCCUGGGGCAGCCUGGCACAGAGUCAGCUGAAUGACUUCUGGCGUCUGGACUACUGGGAGGACGAUCUACGGAGGAGGCGGAGAUUCGUACGGAACCCCUUUGGCUCCACCCACCUGGACAUCCCCUGCAAGACGUUAGACGACUAUGACAGCGAGGAGGACGAGUUGGUCAAGUCGAAGAAGGGUUCCGCAGCCAGGCAGUAG
This is a messenger RNA of Oncorhynchus tshawytscha (Chinook salmon), 625 nucleotides long. Its product is annotated as neurobeachin-like. Gene Ontology annotation, biological process: intracellular protein localization. The record is from RefSeq and is a predicted model, not a curated record. NCBI's taxonomy places the organism in Eukaryota, Metazoa, Chordata, Actinopteri, Salmoniformes, Salmonidae. The transcript is spliced from 7 exons. Gene Ontology annotation, cellular component: membrane; cytosol. The annotation marks the transcript as partial. Gene Ontology annotation, molecular function: protein kinase binding.